Molecule: messenger RNA, 1386 nt
Organism: Hevea brasiliensis (rubber tree)
Lineage: Eukaryota; Viridiplantae; Streptophyta; Magnoliopsida; Malpighiales; Euphorbiaceae
Exons: 4
Coding region: 105-1154 (349 amino acids)
Source: RefSeq, a predicted model, not a curated record
CCUCAAACAAUUUUUAUUUCGUUAAGAAUUCUAAAUUGGUACACGGGUAUAAUCUCUGCUGGAUUCUCUUUACACAGAGAGACAGAGACAUCAGCAGAGCAUUCAUGUUUGGUGGAGGCAAAGGGAUGGGCGGUGGAGGCGGCAGCAUGUUAAAGGUGGUUGGUAGGGCAGUUACUCGCGCUGGUGUCACCAACCUCCAAGAAACCAUUUCUUCUUCUUCUUCUUCUUGUGGCACUGCUACUUCCCCUACUGCUAUUUCUAGGUCAACCCACGGGCUCAAUUCUUCCAAUAAUAAUCUUAGUUUGUCUUCUGCUUCUGCUUGCAAUGUUCCCGUAUCUGCUAAUUAUGGGAGUCCCGACGCCUCUUCCUGGCCUUCUUUUGCUCCUUCUGAUGAUUCUUAUAGUGAUGAGUAUGAGUGGGUGUAUAUGGAUGGGAGUGAAUAUAAGAGCACAAUUGGAGUUUCUGAUGAUUUUGUUCUGGGACCUGUUCCUUCCAUGGACGAAGUUCAUAGCGCUGUCUCUGCCCUUACACAGAUAUAUGAUGCUGCUUCGCAUCCCCAGUCCAUUACAGAUAAAUUUACUUAUAAUGUGGACAAAGAUGUAGCAGAUCAAAUUUUGAGUUCAACAGGCAUGCUGCACCAUGUUUCUCCAGCUGGGUCAGAUUUAGAUUGGGGGGAGUCUUCUCCACAUCUGUGUAACUCAAGAAUGUUACGCCCUUAUGGACCUGACAGUGUUUAUGAUGCUUUCCAUUUAUUGCAGACUGAGCCAUCUGUUCAGAGAAUGGUCAUCUCAUUGUCUUCUGAUAAAGCUGUUUGGGAUGCUGUUUUGAACAAUGAGGUAGUCCGCGAGCUGCGUGAGACCUACUGUGCAGAAGAAAAGAUUAGUUCACUAACCACAGAGAGUUCAGAUGAGACUGGCGAUGACUCCAGUCCUGCUUUGAAUGCUGUAAAGUGGAUAUUUGAAAACACAAAAGCAAAAUUCACGGAAGCAAUUGAGAAAAUAACGAAGCUGAUGAAUGAGUUGUUCAAAGCACCUAAUAAUGAGAAGAAAACAACAGAAGCCGCAGAUCCAUUUGAGGAAAAGCUGAGAACAUCCUUCCUGCUAUCCGUGGUGGUCCUGCUGGUUGUGGUUGUGACUCGAGCCCACAGGGCUUGACCAUAAUUUGUCGACAUAACAAGUUGUACCCUUCCCACUGGGUUGUUUUACUUGAGUCUUUCAGCUCAAGAUGAAGUUAUGCGUUAACACUAUAUUUGUCUUAUGGCUAUGUGAUUAUUUAAGUCCUUUCUGUCAAAAACAUCACUCUGGGUAGUCUUAAUUUAUGCGGACUUGUUGUGCACAAUCUUUUGGUAUUUCUGUUAAUUAAGAAAGGUGCUUUCAGCUUGUGAUU